CUGCAUGCAGCGCUGCAGCGCUGCAGUACGGUAUAUAGGUUCCGCAAUGAAGCGCCCCCGUUUUCCUGAUGCGCAAUCCUGGUGAUCUAUGAACUGCCGCUGCGUUUAGCCAUGGAGGCUCGACCAGCACCUCCCAAGCUCACAGAGUGUGGAUAUUACGAUGUUGCGGAAUUGCAGAGGAUAUCAGAGAGGCUGCUGCUCACGCUGGCAGCUGCUGCCGUGGCAAAGACGACUGGCGACUUGUUCAGAGGACCGUCCGCAGUGGUGCCAGACUUGAAAACCUCGCUGCUGGAGUACCUCCACCAGCAGAGCGAGUCCUAUAUCGGAGGCGCUCACACGGAGGUUCCCCACGCGGUGAUCGAGGGCAUGCUGGAGAACUUUGUCCGCAGCCAGCGCAGCUUCAUGGGCAAGGUCCCCGGGCUGACCAACCGGGACGAGAAGAUCGAGGAACUAGCAGCGGAGCUCGACCGGCAGAGCGCCUGGAUGAACGGACGGAGGGAGUUCCUGGCGAAGGCGCUGAUCAAGCGCGUGGACCGCAGCCAGAUGGUGCACUGCAAUGCCAGGUUCGAGGACGAGACCGAGCUCGCAAAGCACAAGAGCGAAGAGUGCCUCUUCCGCCCGCUCAGCUGUCCCCACGACGGCUGCACCGAAGUCUUUUCGGCGCUGCACGAAGAAACGCACGAUGCCAUGUGUCCCUUCAAGCUGCUGCCCUGCGAGCAGGGCUGCAAGGAGCGGGUGACACGUGGCGACAUGGACAAGCACUGCGUGACCACGUGCCCGAUGAAGCUCGUGGCGUGCCCGUUCGAGAGCGUGGGCUGUAAGGAGUCGUUGCAUCAGUGCGAGGUGGAAGCACACUGUGACACGUGUACACAAAUCCAUCUAAAGAUGGUGCUGCGGCUGGGGCAAAGACAGGAGGUGACGAUAGGGUCGUACGUGCAGCGCUUGGCGCUGGUCGAAAAGUCGGUGAGCCUGGCGGCGCGGUCGGCGGACGUCGACGUGCACACGGUCAGUCUGCAGCUGAAAGAGUCGGAGGCCAAAGUGCGGCAGCUGUCGGCGGAGGUGACGCAGCUGAAACGAGAUUUGAAGGCAAGUGACAUGUCGGCGGAGGUUUUGCAACUUAGGAGAGAGUUGAGACAGUUGCAGAAGAUACUUGAACGGGAUUGAGAUGUUGGAUCGUGACUCCUUGAUUAGCUGAUCACUGUGGUAGGAUCUGUAUCAUAUGGAAAGAUAGAGAUCAGAGUGAUUCGUAUUCCCUUAGCUUAUAGUACAGGUGACCGCUACACAGGUACAUAGUAUUGGAAGCAGAGCAUGGCGCCCUUUGUCAUUGCAAGCCGUGAGAUAUUAAAGUAGAUCAAGAACUUCGGAGAUUUGUGCAUUGAUGUGCGUUUGAAUCAAUUGAAAGCGCA
Klebsormidium nitens is the source of this 1406-nucleotide messenger RNA. NCBI's taxonomy places the organism in Eukaryota, Viridiplantae, Streptophyta, Klebsormidiophyceae, Klebsormidiales, Klebsormidiaceae. The record is from the annotation of a GenBank genome assembly.